Molecule: messenger RNA, 3947 nt
Organism: Lacerta agilis (Sand lizard)
Lineage: Eukaryota; Metazoa; Chordata; Lepidosauria; Squamata; Lacertidae
Gene: CASS4
Product: Cas scaffold protein family member 4
Exons: 7
Coding region: 324-2876 (850 amino acids)
Biological process (GO): cell surface receptor protein tyrosine kinase signaling pathway; cell migration
Cellular component (GO): cytoplasm; plasma membrane
Molecular function (GO): protein binding
Source: RefSeq, a predicted model, not a curated record
UCCUCAGGGGUGGCGGAGAUGGGAUGUCCUCAUUUGCAUGGAGAUAACUACAAGCCAAUUGCUGCGCUGGAAGGGAAUUUGCUGCGCGAUUAAGCUCCUUGCCUUUCAUCCCCGAGGGCUGCUCGCUUCACUCGAAAGCUCCUUCCCCAUGCAAGGAGGCUGCACAAAAGGUCUGCAACGAAACCUUGCCAUGCUGCAGACCAGCUUGAUUUGACUGUUGUUUUUGACAACAGAAAAAAAGAGAGAGAGGAAUAAGAGAGUCUUAUCUGGGGGGUGCGGUUUGGAUGAUGGACAAAUAGAGACUCCCCGCUGAAAACGGCAAAAUGAAAUUCAACAGCACCUUGGCAAAAGCAUUGUACGACAACAAAGCAGAGUGUCCAGAUGAGCUCGCCUUCCGCCGAGGAGACAUCCUGACGGUUCUUGAUCAGAAUCUCCUCGGGAGCGAGGGUUGGUGGAAAUGUUCGCUUCAUGGAAAGCAAGGCAUGGCUCCUGCAAAUCGCCUCCAGCUCCUGACCACUUUACAGGCUCCUCCCUCCAUCCAGCCUGGCUCCCCAGGACCUCCAACCAUGCCACGGACUGUCUACCAGGUUCCUUCCGGGCGUAGGCCUCCUGUGCCACUACCCGUCUACGAAAAAAUGGACGGCUGGAUUAUGCCUCCUCCUCCUUCCUCUGCUCCGUACCCGAUGACACCAGAAGUUUACCAAGUGCCAGCAAUGGCGGCUACACUUCUCAGUGAAAAGACCCAAAGUUCAUCGGACCAGCACCUUUACACUCUUCCCAGAGCAACCUGGGCAUCAUCAAUGGAGAGGAAAAGUGAUAUAUAUGAUGUCCCAUCGCCGCAGCACCAUGUAUUCACACAGGGUCUUGCCACACCACCCUCUUCCAGAAAGGGCUCCAAACUAUUCCCCUCCAAAGAAUGUUACCUGGGAACAGCACAGCAGCUUUACGAUAUCCCGCUGAGUCCAGAAAAGCCACGAACUCACACACUGCAAGAGUCUUCUUUAGAAAAUGUGUAUGUCAUUCCCACACCACCUUCAAGAGAACGUGACAUUAUAGAAAGAGGGCCUCAAGGAAAGCACCUGGGCCCUUACAAUACUUUGCCAAACCUUCGGAAAUCAGAAUGGAUCUAUGAUAUACCUGUGUCACCCGAAAAAGCAGGGUUAAACUCAGCUCUUCAGAAUCGUUCGCCAAAUAUACAUGUGUUUUAUGAUAUACCACCAACGAGGCUCGAUUCUGGUACGCAGAAAAUCCUGCCAACAAAUAAUGAAGUCAAACUGGUAACUUCAGAAGUAUAUGAUGUUCCACCUGUACAAAGGAAACUAACUCUUCCAGAAAUUCCUCUGUAUGACAUACCAUCCACACAUGAAGCCUUAGUGCAGCGUCAGAAUGGUAACUAUGAUGUUCCUUUGGGUGCUCUGUCCUCCAUGAUUGAGAAGGAGAGCCAUCAACAGACUGUCUAUGAUAUACCAAGAGGAAUGCCUGUCAUUUCGUCUCAAAAGAAAGAAAACACACAGAGUCCUAAUUCUGGAGACCACACAUAUGUUUUCCCUCUACCAUAUUACACAGAUGGCAAACGAGACCAAGACCGAUUGUCUGUUUCCAGUGUAGACAGUAGAACCAGCACCAUAUCAACAUGGUCAAGCUCUUCCACUGAGUCCUCUUCAUCUGCAGCAUCCUCUUCAUCUGCCCCUUCUUCCUCAUCAGAAGAACCCACUAAAGAAGCCACAAUGGAACUUGAGUUUGCCAUAGAAACACUGACUAAGCUCCAGCAUAGCGUGUCCAGUUCAAUUGCAAGUCUCAUGAUCUUUGUGAGCAGCAGAUGGAGGUACCAAGAACACCUGGAGGGAAACCUUGAGGAAAUCCACCGAGCGGUUGAUCACAUAAGGGUCUCGUUGGGAGAAUUCUUGGACUUUGCUAGAGCCAUUGAAGGAAACUCUGCUCGGUCCUCGGACAGUAAACUUCAUGCGAGAAUUAAAAAGCAGCUGAAUAUCCUCACGGACUCGUUUCAGAUGCUGGUGGAAACGAGAGAGGCCUUGAAUAACUGCAAAUGGUCGCUCAAUGUUCUAGUCAUUGAGAAGCCUCAGAACAACCCGGACGAUCUGGAUCGGUUUGUUAUGGUUGCUCGCACCAUUCCAGAUGACAUCAAGAGAUUUGCGUCUAUCAUCAUAGCAAACGGGAAGCUACUUUUCAGAAAGAACUGCAAAGAGAAAGAAGGCAAGGAAUGGAGAGUUGGUGCAGAGCAUGAAAUAAUUAAGUCCGGAGCUGAACAGCGGGUAGAUACUCUUUUAAGACAUAUUUUAGAUAAGCCAAAAGAAAAUAGCCCAUGUCUGGAGAAAGCAAAAGCUGCCAUCACUGAAGUUUGUGAUGAUAUUCAGCAACAGAAAUCACCAGGACCGGAACAGACACAACCAUCUCUUUCAUCUAGCAAGGUGGAGAGGAAGAAUGUCAAGUUAAAAAUAAAGGAUUCUCCACCUAUGAUGAGGCAUAAUGUUGUGGGCAAGGAGGAUUCAACCAAGAAGAUGGUCCUCUCUGAUCUCUGCAGACUGUAUUUCGGUGCUGUCCAGAAGGCCAUUGGUGUUUUCCACAAAAGUCUUAGCAAUGAUCUGGCUCCUGAAGUUUUCAUAGCCAACAGCAAAAUGAUAAUUAUGGUGGGCCAAAAGUUGGUGGAUGCCUUAUGUCAGGAAGCCCUUCAGAAGGCCGAUCGAAACGAGAUAUUGUGUGGCAGCAGCAACUUUUGUGGCUUGCUAAAGAACCUGGCAGUUGCAACAAAAAAUGCUGCAAUACAAUAUCCAAGCCCCGAGGCAAUGAAGGAACUUCAGAAUCAAGCUGAUGGGCUGUCGAAGUAUACACAGCAAUUCCGAGCAAUGAUGGAAUGAAGCCAUCAUUCUUCUGGUGUUCUGAGGAUACUGACAGGUCUUUGGAUUCAGGCAUUUGUUCAGAAAUCCUGUGCUAUCAAGAUUCUUGAAUGUGGGGAGGAUUCUAGCUGCACUCAGUGAAACACUUUUAACAACCCCCCUUCAGAACUUCCCAUUUGACACAGGAAGGUUUGUAGUGGAGGAUGUGUGGGCUGGCACUUGCAGUCCCUUCACGGUGCAAGGUAACAAUAGGGCCAAACAGAAGCUGAAUUCCAACAAGGCAGACCCUGUGGGUGAGUAGUUGCAGGAAUUAGAUGGGCUGCCUAUUCUGAAUGCAUUACAUUCUCCCUGAAAGAACAUGUGUGAAGUUUGAAGGUGAUCCUGGAAACAUCAGUGUCACUGGAGGCCACCUUUUCCGCUUCCAAUGGUACACCGUAACUACAACAAAUCCUAGACUGAAAUAAGUUGGUUGCAGUGACCCAUGCGUUGGUAACCACAAGUUUGGAUUAAUGUAGUGUGCUCUUUGUGAGUCUGUUCUUAGGUUUGAUGUGGAAGUUGCAACUGGUGCAGAAUGUGGCAGCUAUGCUUCUAACCGCACACAUGUGACACCUCUCGUGAAGAUGCUGCAAGGAAUGGCAAUAGACUACUGAGCCCAGUUCAAGGUUUUGUUAUGGAUUUAUAUGACCCUAAACAACUUGGGACCCAGUUAUCUGAAAGAGCGCCUCCUUCCAUAUAAUCCUGUCUGUUCAUUAAGAUCUUCAGGGGAACCCCUCCUAGUGGUGCCAUGACCUACAUUGUUCCAUCUGGUGACAACCAGGAAGAGGCCAUUCUCUACAGUUGUAGCAGUGCUAUGGAGUAGUCGCUCCUCAGAAAUACAGCAGGCACAUUCAGCAUUACGUUUCCACCAACAGUUUAAAACAUUUUGUAUUGAUGCAAAUAUCUACCAGCCAUUAAUGCUGGCUUAAUUGUCCUCUGCUCAUUGUUUUAUUGUGUAUUUAUGCAGUUUGAUGUAAUUCUAUUGUAAUUUUAUCAUUGUACACUGCUUUGAUACAUUUUAAGUGAGAAGUCUUUUGAUAAAUAAAUUUAAAUCAA